UGAUUUAGUAAAAAAUCUUCCUAGUCAGACUUGUUGCCUCCCACAAUGUAUCAAGGCUAACUGUUUUUGUCAAGCGACAGGUUUAGGAGACCAGUGGCUGUGCGCAUGUGGUUGUGGAUGAUUCAGCGAGAGUCGAGUCCAGUGAGCAGAGCACUUGACAGCGGCGAGCUUAGCAACGCUAGCUAGCUACUGAAYAAGCGAAACAAGCGUUUUUUCGGACAAUGAAUAUUUGACAAGAAAUUUUAAUGAACAAAUGACCACUAGGAGAGAGGCGACGACAAAAUCUUGAUGCUUUGAUGGACCAUACAUAGCCAUACGCCUGGCUGAAGAAAAAAAAACCAUCUGCUUCAGGGAAAGGUGUUAAUGUUACUUGACAACUAGCCAUAAUGUUUUGGAUUUGACUUGCUCAGUCAUAGAUAUGGUGCUUUCAUAUCAAGCAGUGUUUGUAAGGCCAUUUAACUGAACAUUUUUAUUGAGGUAACUAGCUAGCCAGGCUACUGCUGGCUUGAAUUUGCUAGCUAGCUUACUAGCCAACGUUAGCAAUUGGACCUGCACUUGUUAUUCAAUCAACCAGCCUAUUCACUCCUCAAUUCAGGAAUUUGCGGUCGUGCAUGUUAAUGCAUCAUCAUCUGUUUCAAUAGCUCUGCCAGCCCUGCACACCCAUGAUCCAGCAGGCAGCUGAUGGAAGAUCCGGUUCCCAACUUGCCCACCAUGGUCUCCAGGCUACCCAAGUUUGGCUCGCGCCCCACGGCCGUGGCUGCCACCGCCCCACUGACCAAUGGGACCCGCCACCACCCUGCCUCCAGCACCACAGGCAAAGGGUUACCCACUACCACCACCAGGCAGAACGGAACAAUCCGUAUGCCCUCCUCCUUCUCUCUGAAGGGGAAGAAGGGGAAAGGGGGAGACCCUGUGGAGAGGGGGGUGGACUCAUGGGAGGAGCACAGAACUGGAGCUGGGCAUCACCCCCGACAACCGCAGCACUUACCAAUGGUGGUACGGGAGAUUAAGAAGCCGUCUAGCAUGCCUGCCACAGUUAAGGUACAGGGGUGUGCUUCCACCUGCCCCAGGACUAUACGCUCCAGAACUGGGUCUCGCGGGGCCAUCCCCAAACAGGCCUUGUCUGGACARAGUCUCGGCAAUGGCAAAGCGGGUCUCAACGGCCAGGCGGGUGGUGGUGGGCGGUCUGGGACCGGUUCACUCAGGCGGGGCCAAAGCCGUGGUUCUCCCCACAGCAACCUGACCAGCAGCGUAUCCCAGUCCAGUGACAGCCUGGAGACGGCCACAGAGGAGAACAUGUUGCGCUCCCAGAGCCUCACCCACGUCAAGAGGAUCCCCUCCCCCACCGAGCCACCCAUCAUCCGCUCCUACUCCUUCAACAGGGCCUCGGAGCUUGCCAAGGAGCUGCCCAGGCCUCUAGCCAAGUCCCCGCUGGUCAAGACAUCUCCCCUGGCCAGACCCACCACUGUGCUGAGUAGUGGGGGGAGAGGAAAAGGCCUACAUCUUAGUAAGGGUUUACCUAGGCCAGGCAGGGCUGGGGUGGGAACAACUAGCUGCAUCUUGCCACCCAUCACACUGAGGAAGUCCUUACUACCUAGUUCAGCCUCCUCCACCACCAAGCCUUCGGCCCUCAGCUACAGGCUCACACGACCCUCCCUCAUCAAGCAGCCUCACCCUGUCCUGGCCACCACCUCCCAGAAGGUCCAUGGCAACAGAAAGGAAAGCGAGRGGAGGAGGAACUCGGUGGAGAUGCCCCCUGUCACCCCAGACCCGAUCRGCAUCACUGACAGCCCAGGGAGCACCACAGAGGGCCUGCUAGAGGAGCCUGUGGGCCCCAGUGGGGUCCAUCCCCUGGGGGAAGGUCUGGAGGACAUGUCACUCUCAUCCACCUCCUCGCUGGAGCACGACGACACCAGCGAGGAGUACAUGGACGAUUUUGACAACCUGGGAAAUGGAGGAGACGGCAUUCUGCUGCUCCCGGCCCAGAACGGAGGGCUCGACCAAUCACAGCCUGACUUGGAUGAUGACAACGCAGACGUCAACCGACGGCACGGUGGAACCUCCAUGACUGGCCUUCACAGCUUCCUGUCUGACAGUGUGGACUGGGCCAGGAUAGGACUCACUGGGGGGUUGUCUCGGCGUACUAGCCAGGCCCUGUCUGGGGGUGCAGAAUACCCCCUUGGCUCAUCUCUGGACCUGUCCCCCUCAGACUCUGGCUCGGGGGGGACCUACAUGUGGGACGAGGAGGGUCUGGAGGCCCUUGGGACCAUCACACACCCCUGUGGGAGUUACGACUCAGACCUCAACAGCAUGGACAUACUYAACAACCUGGACAACCUGGAGUCUGGGUGUGACCUGGAUGACGAUGACCUCAUGCUGGACGAUGACCUCCCUGAGCAUGGCUCCUUGCACAGUGAUACUGAUGGGAUGUCCCAUCUGACACACUGGAGAAGACAGCUCUGUUGGACUGCAGAGGAUCACCUCCACAAUGACAACUGCACCCCCGUCUCACGUGCAGUGACUGACUGUCUCCUCUCUCCCCAUCUUACUCUGACUGUCCCCCCCUCUCUCUCGUGUUCUCUCGGUCUUUCGGCCUCCCUGUCCCUCUACCUCUCCAGUAGUGACUGUGUGUUCCAGACCUAUGAUGGGUACCAGAGUCAGGGCACAGGCUUGGCAGCCCCUCACCAGGCUGUGGAGCUGGAUGAGCUGACACUGAAACACAUGGCAGAGGACUGCUGCUCUGUAAAGGCCCAGCUAGAACACCUGAAGCUACUGCUGCAGGUGGAGGGUGGUAGUGAGAUGGACAACACUCUGGAUACAUUGAGUCCAGAAUCCAGAGAGGACCCCGUUCAAGCUCGACAGGUGGAAGAGCUGUUGAAGGAGGUGCAGGAGCUGAGAGAGGAGUUGAGAAGUAAAGAUAGGCUCAUUGCUCAGCUCACCAAGCAUGUGGCUGUUCCUGUCGAGCCCACGAGAUGCCACUGCCAGCAGCACAGGGACGUGGAAAGAGUGACGGUGACCUACCAUGACAAGGCCACACAGACUCCACCGUGGAGGGGACAUGCUCCUCAAAUACUACAGCCUUCCAGGCCAUGGCCCAACAGCGUGCAGCAACCCCAGCCCCAGGAAACACUAACAAGCUCAGCCCACACCGAGGCCCCCCGAGACUCCUCCAACCCUGGCUGUGGGGACUCGGCCAAAAUGAUCCCUGCCCCUAGCCUCCCGCAGUCCCCCGGCUCUCUGAAAAUAGCCUCCAUCACUAAGAGGCCACAGGAAGGCCCCACAACCAACUCCACCCAGACGUCCAUGGCAGGCUUCCCCAGGGUGGUGAGAGGAAUCCAGUGUAGGAGCAGUCUCAGGCCGGGCUUCACAGCUCCACAGUCCCGGCUGCCCCCACCUCCCUUCAGAGGUCUGCCCAGCUACAGCUCCGCGAACCAGGCCUCUGCCUCCUCCCAGGGCCCUGUACUGCCGGCCUGCCCCCGGACCAAAGCACCCAGACAGACUCCAGGCCUCAGAGAACCAGAGAUUGGCGGACUCAAGGCCAGAGGUCUAGUCCAUCCCAGCCUCUUACGACUUCCCAAGCCAAAGAGCCACUGACUGCUAUCUCUCAACUCUCAAACAUUGCCAUGUAGCAAGACCACUCAGCACCACCUUCUACCCAUUCUAACCCGAAAGAUCUGACUUCUUCUAAAGGUUUCCAGGCCUCACCUCAGCAAGGUUACAGUGUCUACCCUGUAAGAAAGGAAGACUUGUAGAUUAUAUCCAAAAUAACAAACUAGGUGGUUCAAGCCCUGAAUGCUGAUUAGCUGACAGCCGUGGUGUAUCAGACCGUAUAUGGGUAUGACAAAACAUU
Messenger RNA from Salvelinus sp. IW2-2015, 3850 nucleotides. The record is from RefSeq and is a predicted model, not a curated record. Lineage: Eukaryota; Metazoa; Chordata; Actinopteri; Salmoniformes; Salmonidae.